AUGUUGUCAUCAUGGAUAAGGUCUAUUUCUUCAUCCAGGGUUUUGAGUGCCGUAUACGCACUCUUCCUUUCUUCAUUCUCCUCAUCCACUUUCACCGCCGCACUCACCUCCUCCUUCCCCCCCACUUCGUUCUUAAUCACCAGCAACUCAUUUGCAACGUCCCCCAUGGUUGGACGGCUUGCAGUGCGAUCCACCGUGCAG
Messenger RNA from Closterium sp. NIES-65, 201 nucleotides. NCBI's taxonomy places the organism in Eukaryota, Viridiplantae, Streptophyta, Zygnematophyceae, Desmidiales, Closteriaceae. The record is from the annotation of a GenBank genome assembly.